Molecule: messenger RNA, 2519 nt
Organism: Neogale vison (American mink)
Lineage: Eukaryota; Metazoa; Chordata; Mammalia; Carnivora; Mustelidae
Gene: MEF2C
Product: myocyte enhancer factor 2C
Exons: 11
Coding region: 415-1866 (483 amino acids)
Biological process (GO): cell differentiation; positive regulation of transcription by RNA polymerase II
Molecular function (GO): DNA-binding transcription factor activity, RNA polymerase II-specific; protein dimerization activity; RNA polymerase II cis-regulatory region sequence-specific DNA binding
Source: RefSeq, a predicted model, not a curated record
CGUCUCCAGCUCUCUGCUCGUUCUGCUCACAGUCACAGACACUUGAGCACACGCGUACACCCAGACAUCUUCAGGCUGCUAUUGGAUUGACUUUGAAGGUUCUGUGUGGGUCGCCGUGGCUGCAUGUUUGAAUCAGGUGGAAAAACACUUCAAGGCUGGACGAAGUAAAGAUUAUUGUUGUGUUUUUUUUCUUUUUUUUUUUUUUUUUUUCUCUCUCUCUCUCUCUUAAGAAAGGAAAAUAUCCCAAGGACUAAUCUGAUCGGGUCUUCCUUCAUGAACGAAUGCAGGAAUUUGGGAACUGAGCAGUGCAAGUGCUGAAGAAGGAGAUUUGUUUGGAGGAAACAGGAAAGAGAAAGAAAAGGAAGGAAAAAAUACAUAAUUUCAGGGACGAGAGAGAGAAGAAAAACGGGGACUAUGGGGAGAAAAAAGAUUCAGAUUACGAGGAUUAUGGAUGAACGUAACAGACAGGUGACAUUUACAAAGAGGAAAUUUGGGUUGAUGAAGAAGGCUUAUGAGCUGAGCGUGCUCUGUGACUGUGAGAUCGCGCUGAUCAUCUUCAACAGCACCAACAAGCUGUUCCAGUAUGCAAGCACCGACAUGGACAAGGUGUUGCUCAAGUACACGGAGUACAAUGAGCCGCACGAGAGCCGGACAAACUCAGACAUCGUGGAGACGUUGAGAAAGAAGGGCCUUAAUGGCUGUGACAGCCCAGAUCCCGAUGCAGACGAUUCAGCCUUGAACAAGAAAGAAAACAAAGGCUGUGAAAGCCCCGAUCCCGACUCCUCUUAUGCACUCACCCCACGCACUGAAGAAAAAUACAAAAAAAUUAAUGAAGAAUUUGAUAAUAUGAUCAAGAGUCAUAAAAUUCCUGCUGUUCCACCUCCCAACUUUGAGAUGCCAGUCUCCAUCCCAGUGUCCAGCCACAAUAGUUUGGUAUACAGCAACCCCGUCAGCUCACUGGGAAACCCCAACCUUUUGCCACUGGCCCACCCUUCUCUGCAGAGAAACAGUAUGUCUCCUGGUGUAACACAUCGACCUCCAAGUGCAGGUAACACAGGUGGUCUGAUGGGUGGAGACCUCACAUCCGGUGCAGGCACCAGUGCAGGGAACGGAUAUGGCAAUCCCCGAAACUCACCAGGUCUGCUGGUCUCACCUGGUAACUUGAACAAGAAUAUGCAAGCAAAAUCUCCUCCCCCCAUGAAUUUAGGGAUGAAUAACCGUAAACCAGAUCUCCGAGUUCUUAUUCCACCGGGCAGCAAGAAUACGAUGCCAUCAGUGAAUCAAAGGAUAAAUAACUCCCAGUCUGCUCAGUCAUUGGCUACCCCAGUGGUUUCCGUAGCAACUCCUACUUUACCAGGACAAGGGAUGGGAGGAUAUCCAUCAGCCAUUUCAACAACAUAUGGUACCGAGUACUCUCUGAGUAGUGCAGACCUGUCAUCUCUGUCUGGGUUUAACACCGCCAGCGCUCUCCAUCUUGGGUCAGUAACUGGCUGGCAACAGCAACACCUACAUAACAUGCCGCCAUCCGCCCUCAGUCAGCUGGGAGCUUGCACUAGCACUCAUUUAUCUCAGAGUUCAAAUCUCUCCCUGCCUUCUACUCAAAGCCUCAACAUCAAGUCAGAACCUGUUUCUCCUCCUAGAGACCGUACCACCACCCCUUCGAGAUACCCACAACACACGCGCCACGAGGCGGGGAGAUCUCCUGUUGACAGCUUGAGCAGCUGUAGCAGUUCGUACGACGGGAGCGACCGAGAGGAUCACCGGAAUGAAUUCCACUCCCCCAUUGGACUCACCAGACCUUCGCCGGACGAAAGGGAAAGUCCCUCAGUCAAGCGCAUGCGACUCUCUGAAGGAUGGGCAACAUGAUCAGAUUAUUACUUAAUAGUUUUUUUUUUUUUUCUUGCAGUGUGUGUGUGUGCUAUACCUUAAUGGGGAAGGGGGGUCGAUAUGCAUUAUAUGUGCUGUGUGUGGAAAAAAAAAAAAGUCAGGUACUCUGUUUUGUAAAAGUACUUUUAAAUUGCCUCAGUGAUACAGUAUAAAGAUAAACAGAAAUGCUGAGAUAAGCUUAGCACUUGAGUUGUACAACAGAACACUUGUACAAAAUAGAUUUUAAGGCUAACUUCUUUUCACUGUUGUGCUCCUUUGCAAAAUGUAUGUUACAAUAGAUAGUGUCAUGUUGCAGGUUCAACGUUAUUUACAUGUAAAUAGACAAAAGGAAACAUUUGCCAAAAGCGGCAGAUCUUUACUGAAAGAGAGAGCAGCUGUUAUGCAACAUAUAGAAAAAUGUAUAGAUGUUUUGGACAGACCCGGCAAAGGGUGGCCAUUGGUAAAUGUUAGGAACGCACCAGGUCACCUAACAUCCCGAGAACGCGCUCACAAACCUGCACGCAUAUCAUUGGCGUAUGGCACUCAUUAAAAAGGAUCAACAACCAUUAAAAGAGGACCAUACCUAUUUAAAAAAAAAAAAAAAAUGUGGAGUUUGAGGGCUAACGUAUUUAAUUAAAUAAAUAAAUCUGGGU